Messenger RNA from Manis pentadactyla (Chinese pangolin), 2542 nucleotides. It is a transcript of the gene DEDD2, whose product is annotated as death effector domain containing 2. Gene Ontology annotation, molecular function: DNA binding; protein binding. Gene Ontology annotation, biological process: regulation of apoptotic process; extrinsic apoptotic signaling pathway via death domain receptors; apoptotic process. Gene Ontology annotation, cellular component: nucleolus. Bases 739 to 1722 code for a protein of 327 amino acids. The transcript is spliced from 5 exons. The record is from RefSeq and is a predicted model, not a curated record. NCBI's taxonomy places the organism in Eukaryota, Metazoa, Chordata, Mammalia, Pholidota, Manidae.
UCUAACUGUAAUGGGGAGGGUCGUGAUGGACGCCAUCAAGAGGUGCACAGUCAGGAUGGAGGGGCCUAUUGCAAUCAGGAAGGAGAUACUGUUUCCUAACAUAAGAUGUGGGAGUCCUAGUCCUGAUCAGGGGAAGGAUCUUAUAGAUGGGGGUUUCUGUUGGAUGAUGGGGGAUUCCAGUUGGGAUCAUGAGAUGGCUGGUUCCUAUUAGGAGUAAGGGGAAGUCUAAUGGAGGAGCAUCCAAGUCCCGAUCAUAUGGAGCCUGGGCGCUAUUUGGAGACAGGACGGUUGUGAUUGCGGCCCUUUGCAUUGGGCAGCUGCGGCGUCUAGGUCGUGAUUAGGAGUGGACUGUAGUCCAUGACAUGAGUAGUUCCAGCAGGUCGUGACGUGAGACGCAGCGGCUUAAGUUACCCACGGAGAAGAGCUACCCGGCAACCGGGUACCACGUCCAACCGGGACACUGAACCAUUCUCGCUGAGCGCAGGCGCAGGGCAGGAGGGCCCGGACUCUACGGUUGGGGGCGGGCCCUGUAAGCUUAACUCUGCGCUUGCGCAGAAGGGGCGUGGCGGUCGCACCUGCGCGAGUUGGGGGAAGGAGGAGGGGCGAGGUGACGCAGGCGUAAUAAUAGAGAAGGUGCCAGAAAGAUCCAAAACAAGUGGCUGCGGCCGUCGCCCAGGAGUCGUCAGACGCCGGAAUCUGGCCCUGGUUCUGAGUUUGUAGCGCCCCCCUCCCCCGGGUAUGUCGCUGUCCGGGUUGACCCCGGCUCCGAGCUGGGAGGAGGAUGAGUGCCUGGACUACUACGGGAUGCUGUCGCUUCACCGUAUGUUCGAGGUGGUGGGCGGGCAACUGACCGAGUGCGAGUUGGAGCUGCUGGCUUUCCUGCUGGAUGAGGCCCCCGGCGCCGCCGGCGGCCUGGCCCGCGCCCGCAGCGGCUUGGAACUGCUGCUGGAGAUGGAGCGCCGCGGGCAGUGCAACGAAAGCAACCUGCGGCUGCUGGGGCAACUCCUGCGCGUGCUGGCUCGCCACGACUUGCUACCGCACCUGGCGCGCAAGCGGCGCCGGCCAGUGUCUCCAGAACGCUACAACUAUGGCACCUCCAGCUCAUCUUCAAAAAGGGCUGAAGGCAGCUGCCGUCGCCGUCGGCAGUCCAGCAGUUCUUCAGAUGCUCAGCAGGGUCAGUGGGAGACAGGCUCCCCCCUGACCAAGCGGCAGCGUCGGAGUCGGGGCCGGCCCAGUGGUGGUGCCAGACGGCGGCGGAGAGGGGGCCCAGCUGCCCCCCGGCAGCAGCAGGAGCCAGCGAGACCCUCCUCAGAAGGCAAAGUGACCUGUGAUAUCCGGCUCAGGGUGCGAGCAGAGUACUGCGAACAUGGGCCCGCCUUGGAGCAGGGUGUGGCAUCCCGUCGGCCCCAGGCGCUGGCACGGCAGCUGGACGUGUUUGGGCAGGCCACCGCAGUGCUGCGCUCAAGGGACCUGGGCUCUGUGGUGUGCGACAUCAAGUUCUCAGAGCUCUCCUAUUUGGACGCCUUCUGGGGUGACUACUUGAGUGGGGCCCUGCUGCAGGCACUGCGGGGUGUGUUCCUGACUGAGGCCCUUCGAGAGGCCGUAGGCCGGGAGGCUGUCCACCUGCUGGUCAGCGUGGACGAGGCUGACUAUGAGGCUGGCCGGCGCCGCCUGCUGCUGAUGGAGGAGGAGCGGGGAGGGCGCUCAGCUGAGGCCUCCUGAUCCUGGAUCUGGAAGAACUGACCCCACCUCCUAGCCUCUGGGCCACUUUGCCCCCAUGGAAGACGACCAUCUCUGUCCCUAGAGGACCGUUACUCCAGCAGCUCUGAGGACUGCAGAGAUGGCCAGGCCCCUUGACAGCCUGGCCGCUUGACAGCCCCUCCCACAGGAUGUGGGUGCUGAGGUCAAAACCACUUCCAGCUGAGUUUCCCCCCCCCCCCCCCCACAUUCCCACCCCCAGGUGUGUUCCCUCAGCUUCAGGAGGCCAGAGGCUCAGGCAAGCAUUCUGGAAAGGGAGGGAGGCAUAGCCACACACCAAAGGCCCUGUACAUCGCGUCCUCCCACCCGGGCUAUGUGCACACACACACCGGCCCCUCUGAAGUCUCCCCUGGACCCCCACCCUGGCCUGCUCCACACACUUCUUUGGCCUCAGGGCUUCUCUCUCAGGAUCUCUGAUUUUAUGCCCCAACCCUGGGCUUCAGCCACACUGAGCACUGGAGCUGGGGUGCACACAGGGCCUGCUCAUCUUGCCCAUACAUCCCUACAGCCAGCCAGGGCUCUGCCCAGCUUCCACACACAGACCUGGCUUUCCACCUUCUGCUCUUCAGAGCUGGGCACAGACUUGCACAUGGACCUGCACCUGGAGUGUCACACUUGUGUUGCAGCAGCUUCAGACCAAGCGUGCUGUUGCUCAUGGGGUCAGGACCAGAAACAACUUCCCUCUCAGAAGGGGAAGGCAAAGGCUUGGGGCUGAUGGGAAAGGCCUUUACAAAUGGCACCAAUAAAGCUGCUCUGGAUGGAGCAUAGGUGGGCAUCAAGUCUC